AUGACUUCUUGCUCAGAGAUCUGUGGGUCGGAGUAUGUUGAGCAAGCUCAAGCCAACGGGAACUGCCAGCAGUAUGGAGUCCGCUCUUACCUACACCAGUUUUAUGAGGAGUGCACAGCUUCUAUCUGGGAACGUGAUGAAGAUUUUCAGAUUCAGAGAUCACCUAGCAGGUGGAGCUCUUUACUCUGGAAGGUCUGUCUCGUGUUCGGCUCCCUGAUCUUGUUUGCAGGCCUCAUUGUUGUUUUGGUGGGUUAUGCCACUCCAACCAGGUACGAGGCAUUUGGCGAGGACGAUCUCCUUUUUGUUGACAGCCACGCUGUCAGUUUCAACCGCGCACUGGAUGUGUGUAAGCUGACUGGUGCUGUGUUGUUCUGUGUGGGAGGCACCUCCAUGGCUGUGGGACUCCUGCUGUCUGCCUUUGCCAAAAGCUACUCCAAAGAAGAACUGUACCUGCAGCAGAAGUUUAAGGAGAGGUUGGCAGAUCUGCACGCAGUUGGUACCCCCAUAAUGAGAGCACCGACCCCCGGAGAGGGAAAGGUGCCAGUCACACUUUCCAAAGUCCAGAACAUCCAGCCAGUGACCACAAAGUCGGAGACCUGA
This is a messenger RNA of Perca flavescens (yellow perch), 600 nucleotides long. It is a transcript of the gene nrsn1, whose product is annotated as neurensin 1. The transcript is spliced from 5 exons. Bases 1 to 600 code for a protein of 199 amino acids. The record is from RefSeq and is a predicted model, not a curated record. Gene Ontology annotation, cellular component: neuron projection; transport vesicle; neuronal cell body. NCBI's taxonomy places the organism in Eukaryota, Metazoa, Chordata, Actinopteri, Perciformes, Percidae. Gene Ontology annotation, biological process: nervous system development.